This is a messenger RNA of Lodderomyces beijingensis, 405 nucleotides long. The record is from the annotation of a GenBank genome assembly. Lineage: Eukaryota; Fungi; Ascomycota; Pichiomycetes; Serinales; Debaryomycetaceae.
AUGUUUAGAAUUGCUCCGAUAAUCAAAGCGCCAAAGGUUAGAGUUUUACCACGCGCAAAAGCUAGCGUCAGGGACUUUAGAACCACGCCACGAGCUCAAUUUUUCAACAAGGGCCCUACUCCCGAAGAGCAAGAACAAGCCCUUGCCAAGGUGAGGAAAGCAUUGGAGGCGCAUCCGGAAUUGAGGCAGUUGACGAUGGAUUUCAAGACUUUGCUUGAAGGCAAAGGGUUGUUGGCGCAGGGUAGACCUUCCAUGACUCAGAUGAUGAGGCUCUUGACUGAUAAAGAUGUGAUUGCUCACGGGGCCAAAUUGAAGAAGUUUUUGGACACAAAUGAUACGGGGUUGACGAAGGACGAGUUGGCUACCAUCACUGGGGCCUACAUGUUCCAAGGAAAGGAGAUAUGA